AUGGUGCUCGCGCAACAAGAACUCGUGGCCAUCCUUCGGCUCGCGAGGACUGACCGACAGCGCCGUACUGUGAUGGCCAUAAUGGCCUCACACAUUGUUGAACGACCCAUCAUCCCCAACGUACGAUUCGACCUUGCCAGCAUGACCGACGCCAACGCAAUCCUCAACUUCCGUUUCGAUGUGGCUGGCGUUCAGAAGCUCGCCUUCCUCCUCGGCCUCCCUGCGGCGGUUAUUACUGCUAGCCGUAACCGCGUGUUGAGAGAUGAAGCUUUAUGCAUCGUCCUCUCCCGUAUGGCUUUUCCAACCCGGUUUUUCGACAUGGCGCAGACCUUUGGGCGAUCACGAUCUGUGCUGUGUGAUGUUUUCCUCCACGUUUUGAACGAGUUGUACGACCGGUGGAAUCCAUUGCUGUACUUCAACACCAACCUUGUGGCAAAAAACAUUUACCGAUACUGCGCCGCCAUCAACUCGCGUGGCGCCCAAACUAGUCGUGUGUUUGGGUUUAUCGACGGCACGAAGCUGCAAGUGUGUCGGAUGGGACCAUCGGGAAACGGGGACAAUUUGCAGAAGGAGAUCUACAGUGGCCAUAAGCGGAUGCAUUGUCUGAACUACCAAGCCGUCACUGCCCCCGAUGGCCUUUGCAUUCAUUUUUUUGGGCCGGUGGAAGGACGGCGCCACGACACGAAGUUGCUCCGUGAGAGCGGGCUGCUCGAGUUCCUUUCCCGGAACUCACACAUCUUCUCGGAGAAGUGCAUCUACGGCGACCCUGCAUACGGCGUGUCCCUGUUUUUGGUGUCUGGGUUCAAAGGCAAUGAGCUCAACAAUUCCCAAAAGGAAUUCAACAAGUCGAUGAGUCGAACAUUUAACAUCGAUAAUUGCCUUGUCUUUUAA
Molecule: messenger RNA, 891 nt
Organism: Aphanomyces astaci
Lineage: Eukaryota; Oomycota; Saprolegniomycetes; Saprolegniales; Verrucalvaceae
Exons: 2
Coding region: 1-891 (296 amino acids)
Source: RefSeq, a predicted model, not a curated record